AUAUUUAUCGUGACUUUUCACACAAUGACUUAAUAUUAUUUUUGUUUUAUUUUAAAAUUAAUUUCUUUUUUAAAAAUGAAAUAAUAAUAUCUAACUGUAUGGAGACAUCGAAGGAAUAUCAAAAUGCCGUUCAAACCUCUGUACUGCAUAUAUGGAAAGUAUACAAUUCCUCAACGAGUGAUCCUCUCUCUGAUCCUGCAUUUCGCUUUGCAAAAUGCCUACAACGUGAGAGUGGUGAUAAAUAUCGCCAUCACUGAAAUGGUGAAACCGAUAAUCAAAAACGCGACAACUGCCAGAGAUGAUUGUCCCAAUUUGAAAGCUGAGGAAGUUCUGGAAGUCAAGGAAGGACAGUACAACUGGGAUACAAACGACCAGGCCCUCAUCAAGUACAUUUUCUUCGUGGGGUACUUCGUAGGCCACCUUCCUGGAGGUUGGCUGGCAGACAAGAUCGGUGCCAGACACGUCUUGGGCACUGGCGUACUUGUAUCCGCCAUUUUGAACUUAAUACUGCCCUUAUCAAUUACUAAAGGUGGCGAAUACUGGGGCUUCAUUUUCUGCGUGAUAAUACGCUCUCUCAUGGGAUUUUUUCAGGGUUGUAUAGUACCAACUAUAGCGACGUUCAUGAGCUCGUGGGCACCCAGGAAAGAGAGAGCCAUGCUGGGUGGUGUGGCCUAUGGUGGCGGCAACCUGGGCAACAUUAUGGGAAUCGUAUUUACCGGUGUCAUAAUCUACUAUACGAACAGUUGGGCUAACGCCUUUUACGUAUGGGGACUGAUGGCUAUAAUGUGGUACUUCCUGUUCCUUUUCACCGCAUUCUCGUAUCCAGAGACUCAUCCCUUUAUUACUGAAAAGGAACUGGCGUAUUUGAAGGAGAACCUCUCUAAAAUGCCUAAAGACUUCACAGUGCCCUGGGUGAAGAUAAUCAAAUGUAUCCCCAUCUGGGCAAUUUUGGCAGCGCAAUUCGGCCACGAUUACGUUUUGUACGCCAUGAACACCGAUCUGCCCAAGUUCAUCAAGGACUACCUGAAAAUGAACGUGAGAAACAACGGGAUAGUAAGCGCCAUGCCGUUCGUGCUCAGCUGGAUUUCGGCCAUUGCCAGCGGCUUUCUGGCCGAUUACAUCGUCAACAAGAAACUGAUGAGCCUUUUGGCGAUGAGAAAAUGGCUGACGAUUAUUUCUAUUAUGGGACCAGCCUCUUGCAACAUUCUCGCAGUCUACAUAGGGUGUUCCCGAUUAUGGGUCGUUUUUCUCUGCACGUUCGGCAUGUUCUGGAUGGGUCCUUUCUGGUCGGCUUCAAAAGUCAACGUCAACGACCUCAGCAGACAUUACGGUGGUAUCCUGAUGGCUAUUAUCAAUGGGAUCGGUGCCUGGGCUGGAAUUCUAGGACCCUGGAUUACAGGAUACUUUACGCCAGACGGGACUCUGGAACAAUGGCGUUUCGUGUUCUGGGUCAUGAUGCUCAUCGCUGUGCUCACUUCAGCUGCCUAUCUAUUCUUUGCGAAAGCCGAUAGACAAGAGUGGGACUACUGGGAAGGAGAAUUUCCAGGAGAUGAAGAUUGUUUCGUGAUCCCCCAGAGAGUAGUUUUGGCUGUGGUCCUCCAUCUGGCCAUGCAGAACGCUUAUAAUCUGAGGGUGGUCAUCAACAUAGCCAUUACGGAGAUGGUCAAACCUGGUAUAAAAAACUCGACCAAAAUUAUAGACGACUGUCCCAAUUUGAAAGCAGAAGAAAAUCCAUCGAUCAAGGAUGGACAGUAUAACUGGAACUCCAACGAUCAAGCCCUGAUCAAGUACAUUUUCUUCGUGGGGUAUUUCUUGGGGCAUCUUCCUGGAGGCUGGCUGGGGGAUAAAAUCGGUGCCCGACACGUGACUGGCACCUCUCUCCUCUUAGCCGCCAUAUUUAAUUUAAUUCUACCCUUUUCCAUCAGUACCGGAGGAGAAUAUUGGGGAUUCAUGUAUUGCGUGGCUAUUCGAUUCAUGAUCGGUGUAUUUCAGGGUUCAAUAGUACCAACCAUAGCGACGUUCAUGAGCUCGUGGGCACCCAAAAAAGAAAGAGCCAUGUUGGGUGGCAUAGCUUACGGAGGAGGAAACCUGGGCAACAUCGUGGGUAUUAUCUUCACCGGGGUUAUAAUCUACUAUACCAGAAGUUGGUCCAGUCCGUUCUACUUGUGGGGAUUGCUGACCAUUCUUUGGUACAUCCUGUUUCUAUUCACCAGUUUUUCGUAUCCAGAAACCCAUCCGUUUAUUAGUGACGGGGAAAAGGAAUUUUUGCAAGAGAAUCUAGCUAAAAAAGCUACCAAUUUCAAAGUGCCUUGGCUUCAAAUAGCCAAAUGUUGUCCGAUUUGGGCCAUUUUGGCUGCACAAUUCGGUCACAACUACGUACUGUUCGCUAUGAACACGGACUUGCCCAAGUUUGUCAAAGACUAUCUGAAGAUGAACAUCAAGAACAACGGGAUAGUCAGCGCGCUGCCCUUUAUAUUUUGCUGGAUUUCGGCUAUAGGCAGCGGUUUUGUUGCUGACUGUAUAACGAAUCGGAAUUUAAUGAGUAUCCUGACAAUGAGGAAAUUGCUGACCAUUAUCUCUAUUAUAGGACCGGCAAUGUGCAAUGUUGCCGCAGUCUACAUCGGAUGUUCCCGCAUAUGGGUCGUCUUCCUUUGCACGUUCGGCAUGUUCUGGAUGGGUCCCUUCUGGCCAGCCCUUAAAGUUAACGUCAACGACCUCAGCAGGCACUACGGUGGUAUCCUGAUGGCCAUCAUCAACGGUAUCGGAGCCUGGGCCGGAGUACUGGCUCCGUGGAUUACUGGAUACUUCACGCCGGACGGAACGCUGCAGCAAUGGCGCGUGGUAUUCUGGAUUAUGAUGGUUAUAGCCGUAGCUACGUCGCUUGUCUAUUUGUUUUUUGCCAAAGCUGACAGGCAGGAGUGGGACUACUGGGAAGGGGAGGCCCGCGAAGAGCCUGGAGCUUCAACGGCGAAAUAGAAGAGUCAGAAAAUAUAUUUUUAG
Molecule: messenger RNA, 3000 nt
Organism: Sitophilus oryzae (rice weevil)
Lineage: Eukaryota; Metazoa; Arthropoda; Insecta; Coleoptera; Curculionidae
Exons: 13
Coding region: 124-2976 (950 amino acids)
Biological process (GO): transmembrane transport; monoatomic anion transport
Molecular function (GO): transmembrane transporter activity
Source: RefSeq, a predicted model, not a curated record